Messenger RNA from Cyphellophora attinorum, 1920 nucleotides. RefSeq lists its product as uncharacterized. The record is from RefSeq and is a predicted model, not a curated record. The transcript has a single exon. Lineage: Eukaryota; Fungi; Ascomycota; Eurotiomycetes; Chaetothyriales; Cyphellophoraceae. Bases 1 to 1920 code for a protein of 639 amino acids.
AUGGCGGACGCCGUCAUGACCGACGCGCCGCCACUAGCGGUCUCACUCCGCCCAAAAUACAAACUCUCAGAACUCCCUCUUGUCAAGGAGCAACGCUCUGCCAUUGACACCCUCCUUCUCAAGUUUAAGAAGCAAGGCGGCUAUGACUCGAUGCGCAAGCAGGUCUGGGCCAGCUACAAUACCUCCGAAGCCAAGACCGCACUCACCGAGCAAAUCCACCGCGUCGCCGAUGCCGAGAUCGAUCGCAACCCCGACCUACUGUCGCGAGAUCGCGGGAAGGCAGCGACAUUGAUGCAGGGCUCGCUCGAUCGUUCCGGCAUCUACAAUGAUGUUGAGGCGCGCAUUGAUCGAGAGAUUGCGAAGCAUAUCGAUAUGGUCCUGACGUCUGUGCGAGACAUACGCAAAGCCGAUGUGGGUGUAGAGCAAGCACUCGAGGAGGAGAUGCGUGGAGGAAAGACGGACGAUGAUUACAUGCAGGAGACACAAGCUCGCGUCGAAGAGCGAACGAAUAACAGAGCUAAGCUGGAGGAGAUCUCACUGCAGAUGGCUGAGAUUAAGGCCAAGAUUCGGGCUGCUGAGGAGAAGAAACGUGCUGCAGAGGAGGCUAAGCGUGCAGAGGAGGAGAGAAUUCAACGCGAGAAAGCCGACGAAGAACGACGUGAGCGACGUCGAAAGGAGCAGGAAGAAGACGAUCGCCGAGAAGCAGAGCGCAUCAAGGCCAGAGACGAACGAGCUCGACUACGCGAGAAGGAGCGCAAGGAGCGUGAGGCCGAAUAUGAGCGUGAGCGCGAAGAGCGAGCACGUCGAAGAGAUCGGGAGAGAGACCGUGAUGUUCGGCCUCGGGACAGUGAUCGCAGAGAUCGCGAUCGCGACAGUCGGAGAGGAUCAGUGGUCGAGAAGAAGGACGUUAAUGACGAGAAAGAUCUCGAAGCCACUGCCCUGGAGCUGCUCAUCAGCGAAGGCAAGCAACUAGCCGAGUCAUCAAGAUCCACAACCCGACGAGCCGAUUACGACAAUCGCGACUACCGACGACGAGAUCGAUCACGAGACUCGACCGUCAGACGCCGGGAUUCUGUCCGUGACAGAGACAGCAGACGAAGCCGCUCAAGGACGCGCCGCGUCACACCACCCAUCGUCGAGAAGCCCAAAGCCAAGAAAGAAGCCGAUGACGACUCAGACAGAGAAGAAGGCGAAGCGCGCUCUAAGAAAGCCAGCGAAAGCCCUGCACCAACAAGUCGUGAUCAAAGCAAAGCACGGACACAAGCUCGUGAUCGCGAGCGACGGCCUCGAUCAGCCAGUCCUGCUGGUAUCGACCGAUACGUGCCAGGCGGAGGCUCGCACCGAACUGCUGAGGAACGGGAGCGCGAUGAUGCCCAUCGAAAAGUUCGUGGCGAUGACAAGCCGAAGGAUCGACAGCAGCGGUCUACGUUUGGGCGGUAUGACAAGUGGGAGCGUAAUGACAAAUAUGAUCGAUAUGAUGGUCGCGAUGGUGGGCGUGAUGCAGAUCGCAGAGACUCGCGACGCGGCGAGCGCAGUCGCAGUCCACAACCGAGGAAGAGAGACGAGCGUCGAGAUAGCAGGGAUGACCGAGAUCGCCGUGAUGGAGGUCGGGACGAUAGAAGCCGUCGAGACGACCGCUCAAACCGGGACCGAGGAGGCAGAGACGACGACAGAAGUGCUCGCGACCGAGGCAGCAGGAACGACGACCGUCGUGACCGCGACCGCUCUCGCAAUCGGGACGAUCGUCGAGAUGACCGUCGGGACCGCGAUAGACGAGAUCGAGACACAGACAGGAGCGAUCGCAGAACGGAUAGCAGGACGCAAGAUCGAGACGAUCGUCCGCGGGACAGAGAGCGGGAUAGGGACAGAGACAGGGACAAUGAUCGAUACAGAUCUUCUCGUGGUGGUGGGCGAGACUAG